Messenger RNA from Stylophora pistillata, 2417 nucleotides. RefSeq names its product putative ATP-dependent RNA helicase DDX27. Gene Ontology annotation, cellular component: cytosol. Lineage: Eukaryota; Metazoa; Cnidaria; Anthozoa; Scleractinia; Pocilloporidae. The record is from RefSeq and is a predicted model, not a curated record. Gene Ontology annotation, molecular function: nucleic acid binding; ATP binding; RNA helicase activity.
UUAUGUCCUAACACUUUCAAAAAUCAAAUAUGGCGUCCCUUCCCUUCGUGGGAACUUUAGAUUCAGAUGACGAUGUAGACCAGUUGGACAACGAAAGCGAUAGCGAAGAAGAUAAAGAAAAGUCUGUUAGGAGAAGCAGAACUCAGAAGAAAGGGAGUUCGUCAUUUGAUGAUGACUUCCAGUUCAUUUCUGGAGAGGGGCUCGAAGAUGGCAAUGAAGACCCGUGGAAUCUAGAUGCAGCCAUUAGAUUUGCAAAACACAAAGAAGACUCGAAUAAUAACUCAUCAAGCCUUCAAGACAAAAUAGUGAAGAGAAGAGAGUUGAAGAAGCAGAGGAAAUCAGAGAAGGAGAACAUACAAAGUCAAGCUAUAGUUGGGAAAGAAGAUGGUGUCAAAAAUCAGAUGGAAGAGACACAAGAAAAAGAGUUGGUUGGGAAUGGUGUGGAAUACAUAGUAGACAAUUCCAUACAACAUUCAGAUGAUGAAGACAGCAGUUCAGAAGAUGAAGAAACGAUUGAUAAGGUUACUGAGAAGAAAAAGAAAUUUUUUGAAGAACCUCCUCCUCAGCUGAAACAUCAAACUUUUACAACAAUGAACUUGUCAAGACCUUUACUCAAGGUAAUGUAUAAAAAUCUUUGUAAGACAGCAGCUUACAUGCUUCCAAUACUAGAGAGACUGAUUUACAGACCACAACAGGCUGCAGUAACAAGAGUCCUUAUUUUAACUCCCACCAGAGAACUUGCCAUUCAGGUUCAUUCAGUGACCAAAACCUUGUGCAAACACACAAACAUCCAGGUCUGCCUGGCCACAGGGGGGUUGGAUAGUAAAAUUCAAGAAGCAGCAUUGAGGAAAGGACCUGACAUUGUGAUUGCUACACCUGGGAGACUCGUGGAUCAUCUACAUAACACUCCUUCAUUCAGUAUACAAACUGUGGAGAUUAUUGUCCUUGAUGAAGCUGACAGGAUGCUUGAUGAGAACUUUAAAGAUCAGAUGGAAGAAAUUGUUAAACUUAGUCCAAGAGGAAGGCAAACAAUGUUAUUCUCGGCAACAAUGACAGACGAGGUGGAGGAACUUGCAACUCUUUCAUUGAAUCAACCGGUGAGGUUGUUUGUAGACAAUAACACGGACGUGGCCCAUAACUUGAGACAAGAAUUUGUAAGAAUCAGGAAGAACAGAGAGGAGGACCGUUUAGCAAUAGUAACAGCGCUGUGCAGUCGAACUUUCCAAGAACAUUGUCUAGUAUUCCUACAAACUAAAAACUUGGCUCACAGAUUAAGAAUCGUCUUAGGGCUCCUCGGAUUGAAUGUUGAGGAACUUCAUGGGAACUUGACUCAGCUUCAGAGGCUGGAAGCAUUAAGAAAAUUUAAGGCAGGCGAAGUUGACAUUUUAGUGGCUACAGAUUUAGCAUCCAGGGGAUUGGAUAUUGUUGGAGUGAAAACGGUCAUUAAUGCAAGUCUGCCACCAACAAUUAAACAAUACAUUCACAGAGUUGGAAGAACGGCUCGCGCCGGACGGAGUGGAAGAUCUGUGUCACUAGUCGGAGAGAAAGAGAGAAAAUUGCUGAAAGAGAUUGUGAAAUCAGCAAAGACGCCUGUGAAAAGUAGAAUAGUCCCUCCGGAGGUGAUCGAGAAAUACAAAGGUAAAAUCCAAGGACUUGAGAAAGACUUCAAGGAAAUUCUUAAACAAGAAAGCGAAGAAAAAGAGCUGAGGAUCUCUGAGAUGGAGAUGAACAAGGCACGCAAUUUAAUCGAACACGAGGAAGAAAUCUUUUCCAGGCCCCCUCGGGUGUGGUUUCAGAGCAAAGCAGACUUGAAAAGGAAGUCUGAUAAAGCAGCGAAUGAUCCCGCCAGCAAGAAAUCUAAACAGGAGAAAAAGAAAAAGAGCACAGGAAACAUAAAUGAAAGUGAGGAAGACAAAAAGAAACGAAAAGAAGCGGAAUUCAUCACUCGGGAAGCCAAGAGAUCGAGGAAAAAGAAACGGUUACAUGCGUUUCCAGCGGACAAACCCGACUUCAAAUCUAAAGGGAAAUCCUCAAAGACGAAAUCAACCAACGGUAGCAGUUCACGGCUGAAGGCAUUUGAUAAAGAACUUACGGAUACGAGCAAAAAGGCGCUAAAAACAUAUAGACAGAGUUCAAGACCUGAGGAGACAAAGACAUUUAAGAAAAAUCAAGGAAGAUUUAAAUCCAAGAAAAGGUACAAGAGGAGAUGACAUGCUCUGCAGAGAACGACGUAAAAUGUCAACAGUGUGUAAACUGAAGAAACUGAAUGACUGUGAAGAUCUUCACGAGUUUCAGUUUGUUACUGUUGACAGAGAUAAUGAUGAUGUAUUUUCACCUGGCAGAAAAAAGGAAAAAAUGAUAUUUAUGUAAUUUAAAACGCAGAGAUCAGAAAGCAAUUAAACAUUUUCAUUACUUUA